UAUCUUCUUUCUCAAAUAUUUAAAUACGAUGGCCUUAGCUCCUCAAUUUUCUGGACACCGUUUAGGUUCUGCUCUUGCACCUAAUACUCUUGAAAUUUACUUGGACUAUGUUUGUCCUUUUUCCGCAAAAAUCUAUAAAAAAAUUCGCGAAGAUGUUUGGCCUUAUAUUGAACAAAUCUAUCCCAAUAAGGUUCAACUCAUCUUUCGUCAACAAGUUCAACCUUGGCAUGCAUCUUCAACUAUUGUUCAUGAGGCUGCUCUUGCUGUUGAAAAAAUUGACAGUAAAAAAUUUUUUGAGUUUUCUGAUAUUUUAUUUGCCAACCAAAAAGAUUAUUUUGAUGAAUCUUUAGAAAACAAAACUCGUAGAGAGACUGCUAAUAGUUUAGCUAAAUUAGCUGAAAAAGUAGGUGUAUCUGCAGAUAAGGUCCUUGAGCUCUUAGUCAAUGGUACAAACGAGCCAAAGAAUGCAGGAAAUAAAGUCACCAAUGACUUGAAAUUAUGUAUUCGUAUUGGUCGUCAAAAUGGUAUUCAUGUCAGUCCUACUCUUUUAGUUAAUGGUAUUCGUGAUGAUAGUGUUUCAUCUAGUUGGGACCUUGAUCAAUGGAAGGAUUAUUUGAAAAACAAACUUUAAAGCAAUAAAUGCGUGUUUUUUUAUUUUUUA
Molecule: messenger RNA, 661 nt
Organism: Cokeromyces recurvatus
Lineage: Eukaryota; Fungi; Mucoromycota; Mucoromycetes; Mucorales; Mucoraceae
Product: thioredoxin-like protein
Exons: 4
Coding region: 29-631 (200 amino acids)
Source: RefSeq, a predicted model, not a curated record